Molecule: messenger RNA, 1134 nt
Organism: Cynara cardunculus var. scolymus (artichoke)
Lineage: Eukaryota; Viridiplantae; Streptophyta; Magnoliopsida; Asterales; Asteraceae
Exons: 4
Coding region: 269-928 (219 amino acids)
Source: RefSeq, a predicted model, not a curated record
AGUCGGUUGAAGCGACUGCCAUUACCCUCUGGUGCUAAACCGCACCAUGUGCGUACGAUAGAUCCUACCACUACAUAUAUUGAAUCACGCGCGAAUCUCUCCCCCCUUUCUCUCGAUCGCUCGCCGGAAAACGACACGCCACCGUCGCCUCCGUUAAGACGAAUCGAUUGGCUUGUUUAACGAAAAUUUCCCUGAUUUCUCUCGUAGCAUCAUCUUCCUAAUUUUUUUGCAAAUUCUCGAUGGUCGAUUGAUUUGUUCCAUCACGUCAAUGGCGAGUCGUUGGAAUUCUGGGGUUUCGAUUAUUCUUCUCUUUUCUUUUCCAGAACUCUUACUGUCAGCAGUUGUCACACUUGAUUCCCUGGAAAUAUACAAAAACCAUGAAUGGCUAGGAUCAAAACCCAAAGUUUACUUUCAAUGUAGCGGGGAGAAGAAGGCAGCUCUUCCGGAUGUGAAGAAGACAUACACUGUAUAUAAGUUUAAGGGUGAAGAAUCUUUUCAGCCUCUUACGGAGUUCUCUAGUAAAAAAUGCAAACGGUGCGGGUUUUAUGAGGAGGAGCAUAUUAAGUUUGAUGAUGUGUUUGAUGAGUGGGAGUUCUGUCCUUCAGAUUUUGCAGCCUCUGACGGUCGCUACAUUCGUACUGUUGACAAGGAAUUCAAUGCGACAUUCUUGUGUCAUGAGUGCAUAAAACACGACGAAACUACAAACUUGGAUAGCGACUCGCAUCCUCAUGAGGAAGGGCACGGAAUGCAAUGGACUAUAAUAAUCAUCGUUAUAAGUGUUGCGGCUUCGGCUAUAUUCGUCGCAGGACUGGUUGUUGCAUACAAGUAUUGGCAGAAGAGGAAAAGACAGCAAGAACAGGCUCGGUUUCUGAAACUCUUUGAAGAUACAGAUGACGUAGAAGAUGAGUUAGGUAUUGAUUCGAUCUGACAAAUAUGUUUCUGAUUUUCUGUCUUGUGCUCGAUUACCUGUAUAUAAAAGCAAGCAGUCGAGCAUCGUAUGGAAAAGGGUGAUUAUACGGUGUUGUGAUAUAUGAUAAAACAGUAUUUUCUUUAAUACAUCGACUAGCGUCGGUGAUAUGUGAUGUAUACCGAGAUCCGACUUUAUUGAUGUAUAGAGUAGAUCCUGUUUUCGCA